GUGACCUGAAUCGCAGAGAAAUUCUGUUAUCGAAAUACCUACCGCCAUUUUCCCAUCACUACGGCUGCAAAAAACAACCGCAAUUGUAAGCGCUAGAGAAAAUCAUGUCCACCAGCGCGUCCGUUGACCUAAGCUCUUACCGAGAUCAGCAUUUCAAAGGCUCACGUUCCGAGCAAGAGCGCUCCUUGCGCGAUUCUUGCACGCUUUACGUGGGCAACUUGUCUUUUUACACCACCGAGGAACAAAUACACGAGCUCUUUUCACGCUGUGGCGAUGUGCGCGUCAUUAUUAUGGGUCUGGAUAAGUACAAGAAGACACCCUGCGGCUUUUGCUUUGUGGAGUACUAUACACGGCAAGAAGCUGAGGCAGCCAUGAGAUUUGUGAACGGCACACGAUUGGACGAUCGGUUGAUACGCGUAGACUGGGACGCUGGCUUCAUUGAAGGGCGUCAGUAUGGUCGUGGCAAGACCGGCGGUCAGGUUCGAGACGAAUAUCGCACAGAUUACGACGCCGGUCGAGGCGGUUAUGGCAAAUUGCUAUCCCAAAAAAUUGCACCCAACACUGACAACCGUUGAGUUAAGCCUGACUAGUCUAGAAUGUAAAGCAUUAUUAUUUAACCAAUCAAUUCUACAUUUUGUGUUCUCCAUUCUCGUAGUUAUAAAGAAAAAAAACUUGGUA
Scaptodrosophila lebanonensis is the source of this 678-nucleotide messenger RNA. It is a transcript of the gene Cbp20, whose product is annotated as nuclear cap-binding protein subunit 2. The transcript is spliced from 3 exons. Gene Ontology annotation, biological process: mRNA cis splicing, via spliceosome. Lineage: Eukaryota; Metazoa; Arthropoda; Insecta; Diptera; Drosophilidae. Gene Ontology annotation, cellular component: nuclear cap binding complex. Gene Ontology annotation, molecular function: RNA cap binding. The record is from RefSeq and is a predicted model, not a curated record. The coding region runs from base 105 to 575 and encodes 156 amino acids.